AUGGAUGAUUAUACUGAUACCAGUGAUGAUGAAAUAUUUCAUCAUGAAAAUAAAUCUAAUUCGAAUGAGAAAAAUCCUUUUCCAUCAGAAUGUACAAAUGAAGCAGAUGGUAUUGAAUCUUUUCAUCGUUGUUUCACGGAACGUUACCAUAGUUGUCCAAUAUUUUUCUAUGGUUCUCUUUCGAAAGCUUGUGAAAUCGCUUUCAAUUCAUUGGACAUCACAAAGCAUCGUCCAGUACUCGUGUAUAUACACCAUGAGAAAAGUGCAUUAAGUAAUAUGUUUUGUAAACAAAUCUUCUGUUCAGAGGUUUUAACUGAAUUUUUAAUGGAAAAUUAUAUUGUUUGGCCAUGGGAUAUCACUCUUCGAUCGAAUGAAAUUCGAUUAUCAGCGAUCUGGAAAGAACUUUUUGGUUGUCCAUUAUUGGCAGACUUUUCCGCAGACAAAUAUCCAAUGUUAUUUGGAAUAACUCGUCGACUUCCAGGCAGAAAACUUUGGUCAUUGGAAAUCGAAUAUCAAUUUACAUCAUUAAUGAAAAGUGAUAAAUUAAUACGAACUCAAGAAAUUGUUGCUCUCGAUACUUUUGUGUCUGAAUUGAUCACAUUCAAAGAACAAUGUGAUCAAAUCGAACAAACUUUAAUGUUCAAUAUCAACAAAGAAAACAACAAUAUUCGAAAUGAAUCGUUUUCUGCAUGCUUACAACAACGUUAUCAAAAUUGUCCAACAUUCUUUAUGGGAUUUCUUCAAGAUGCAUGUAAACUUAUUCAUAAUCCGAUAUUAAACAAAGAAUGUCGUCCAGUUCUCAUUUAUUUACACAAUGAUGAGAAUUUUCAUAGUGAAAUGAUCAAUCCAAUAAGUAUUAUCGAUUAUUUAUUAGAAGAUUUCAUUGUUUAUCCAUUUGACAUCACAUCGGAAUCGAAUGAAGAAAUAAUAAAAUAUAUGUGGAUUGAAUUAUUCAAAACUUCUUUCUUUCCAAAAUCUUAUCAAAAGAAAUUGUCCAUCGAUUUAUGGAUGAAACUUUUAAUCAAUAGUGCAACAUUAAAUCUUGACAAAACAUUUCUCAAACAGCUCUUCGAUUUUAAAGAAAAAUUUCAUGAAAAUGAAAAGAUUUUAAGUUAUGAUUUUCUCAAAGAUAUUCGUCUUCCUUUCAAUAUUAUUCCUCAAAUCAGUAAAUAUUUUACGUUAAAUGAAUUGAUCACCUUGUUUUCCACCGAAAUCAUACCUUUAUUGAAUGAAUUUCAAGUGAAAGUACAUUUAUCAGAUUCAUCUCAUGAACUUCUGAAUAUGAUUUAUCAAAGACUUCGACCUGGUCUCAUUAUUUCCAUAAUGUUCAAUACAAAAUGUGUCGAAAUUUGUCUCAUACGAGCUCUUCAAAUGAAAUCCAUAUAUGAGUACAGUUGGAUGAAAUGCAUCUGCAACACCAAGAUCACGUCGGAACGAAUGUCAAUCACGAACAAUGAUGUUUUCGUCUUUAAUUCAUUUCAUUGUAUUAUUGAUGAAUUUAAUCAUUGA
Molecule: messenger RNA, 1509 nt
Organism: Adineta ricciae
Lineage: Eukaryota; Metazoa; Rotifera; Eurotatoria; Adinetida; Adinetidae
Source: the annotation of a GenBank genome assembly